Messenger RNA from Orycteropus afer afer, 1665 nucleotides. The record is from RefSeq and is a predicted model, not a curated record. NCBI's taxonomy places the organism in Eukaryota, Metazoa, Chordata, Mammalia, Tubulidentata, Orycteropodidae.
AUGGCCGACAGCAAGAGCCCCGAGAGCGAGCCUACGAUGCGCACGCUCCUACGGCACGUGCUGGACUCGGCGGUACCGCGCACCCCGCGCCGGCCCCGGAGUGCCCGGGUUAGUACCCAGAGACCCCUGCUUGAAACACCUUCCUCUAGGAAUCAGAGCAGCCAAACAAAGGCGACUGCCAGGAGGCAUUCUCGUGGAGCCAGGGCUACUGGCAGACGGUCCCAUGUUAAAGCCACUGGCCGCCUGGAGGAGCAGACACCCCGGACCCUGCUGCGGAACAUCCUCCUGACUGCCCCAGAAUCCUCCAUCGUCGUGCCCAAUUCAGUGACGAUGCCAGUGCCAGCACCAGAAGUGGUCCGGCUCUCCAGACGGGAAAGCAGUCAGGGCAGCCUGGAGCUGCGACUUCCUGAACUCGAGCCCCCCAAAACCCCGGCUCCAGUUCUGCUGGCACCUGGCAGGAAGAAGCCGAGGCUGAGACUGUCACUGUUUCAGCAGGAAGUGGACCAGGGGCUGCCUCUCUCCCCAGAGCCUCAUGGGACUGCUGAUGCCUCCUCGCUCACCAGCUCCCUCAACCUGACCUUUGGCACCUCUCUCCGGUCACAGUCCGUGCAGAGGCCAGGUUUGGCCCGCAGACCUCUCACCCGCCGAGCUGUAGAUGUGGGUGCCUUCUUGCAGGAUCUGGGAGAUACUUCUGAGGCCAUGGAUGCUGUGUUGGAGGACACCCAGCCCUUCUCCCCGCCCUUGGUUGGCUGCUCCCCCAGGGGGCGCCGCUCCUUGCCCUGUCGCUCUGACACUGGGGCUGCAGAUGCUGGAAGGGCUGUUGGUCGCAGGACAUGGAGUGGGCCUGCGCUACAGAACAGUCCCAGGGAACCAACCCAGCUUCCAGCAGGAAGGUCAGAGGAGGUGAACACCCUUGCUGUGGGCUUUCCAAAUCCCAGCAGUGGUGACUCUGGAGAAGAUGGCGUAGAGCCCUUAGAAGGUGAAGGUGAAGCAGGGGAAAACACGGAAGAAGGAGCGGUGAAUGUGGGGGCAGUGGAGGCGGCGGCAGGAAUGCAAGGAUCUGCUAGGACGGCAGAGUCUGAGGGGUGCCCAGAGGUGACAGAAGCAGAUGGGGCUGUUGAGGCCGAGGAGCCAGAAGGGUCUUCAGGGGACAAGGACACUUCCAGCAGGACGGCAAGUCCACAGGUGGCCUCUGGUGCCCUUGGGGCUCUCCAGGCCCAGCGACGUCAUCAGUUUCUUGAGCCAGUCGCACCACCCGCCGCUGCAGGCUUGUGUGCAGAGCCGCUGUCGGCCAGGCUUCCUCCCAGGCCCCGAACUGCUGGUCCCAGGCCCCGUCAAGAUCCCUACAAGGCCGGACUGAGCCACUAUGCGAAACUCUUUAGCUUCUAUGCUAAAAUGCCUGUGGAGAAAAAAGCUCUUGAGAUGGUGGAGAAGUGCUUGGACAGGUAUUUCCAGCACCUGUGCAAUGACCUGGAUGUAUUUGCUGCUCAUGCCGGCCGCAAAACGGUGAGGCCAGAAGACCUGGAGUUGCUGAUGCGGCGGCAGGGCCUGGUCACGGACCAGGUAUCACUGCAUUUGCUUGUCGAGCGGUACCUGCCCCUGGAGUACCGGCAGCUGCUCAUACCUUGUGCAUUCAGCGGCAACUCUGUGUUCCCUGCCCAGUAG